Fukomys damarensis (Damara mole-rat) is the source of this 5409-nucleotide messenger RNA. RefSeq names its product transforming growth factor beta receptor associated protein 1 (gene Tgfbrap1). Gene Ontology annotation, cellular component: membrane; cytoplasm. The transcript has 14 exons. The record is from RefSeq and is a predicted model, not a curated record. Gene Ontology annotation, biological process: autophagy; intracellular protein transport; vesicle-mediated transport. The coding region runs from base 613 to 3270 and encodes 885 amino acids. NCBI's taxonomy places the organism in Eukaryota, Metazoa, Chordata, Mammalia, Rodentia, Bathyergidae.
GUCACUGUGCUGCGCCUCGCGUGUCCUUGCACGCCUUGUACGGGAGGCGCCCGCUGGCCAAUGACGAAGCGAAAGAAAGGAACAGGCAAUGAUGAAAUGAAUGGCAUAUCAAGCCUCGCGGGAAGAGGGCAGAGCGAAAUUCAUCGAGCUGCCACCAUUGGGUGCGCCUCCAGUGACGUCCAGUGUCAGAAGCCACAACGAUUCUCGGGUCUGCAGCCCCUGGAAAGCGCGCACACACGUGACCCUAGGUGGGGCUUUGGUCAAAUCGGAUGUCCCCUUUUCUCUUUUAACUUCAUCUUUGUAUCUCCUUGAUCGUGUAUCACUGAAGUCCAAUAAGGCCAGUCAUUAAUUUCCCCUAAAAGCCAGCGCCUCUGACUUCAUAAGCACUGAGUACCAGGUGCCUGAAAUGACUGAACCAGCUCCAGCGUGAAAAGACAACCAGCUGAGAUGUGCCAGGAGCGACAGCCAGACAUUUGUUAGACUUUGCUAUUUGACAUGAAUAGCUCAUGCCUCACCGUCUUACGAGGGAAAUCAAUUUAUAGACUCAGUGUUCGUGAGAAAUUUUGGAUGUGAUGGGUGUGGAAGGAAAGGAGCCUAAAUUUAACCAAGAGAAUGCAGGUUUUUCUGAACCCGUCAUAUAACCUGAGGCCUCAAACUCUUCAUCUGCAAACAUGUUUUAUGGCAGGCCGAGCAGCAGACAUGAUGAGCGUCAAGGCCUUCACUCUGGUUUCUGCCGUUGAGCGGGAGCUGCUGAUGCAUGACCAGGAGCGUGUCAACAUCGAGUGUGUGGAGUGCUGUGGUCGGAACCUCUAUGUGGGCACCAGUGACUGCUUCAUCUACCACUUCCUGCUGGAGGAGAAGGCACUGCCCUCGGGGACUGCUGCCUUCACAGCAACCAAGCAGCUGCACAGACACCUGGGAUUCAAGAAGCCUGUGAGUGAGCUGCGUGCAGCCUCGGCCCUCGACAGGCUGCUGGUGCUCUGCGACAGCUGCAUCUCCCUGGUCAGCAUGCACAGCCUGGAACCUGUGCCCUCGGGUGCGCGCAUCAAGGGGGCGUCUACCUUCGCACUCAAUGAGAACCCCGUGGGUGGGGACCCAUUUUGCGUGGAGGUCUGCAUCCUCUCUGUCAAGCGCAGGACCAUCCAGGUGUUCCUGGUGUAUGAGGACCGUGUGCAGAUUGUCAAGGAGGUGUCCACACCAGAGCAGCCCCUGGCUGUGGCUGUGGAUGGCCACUUCUUGUGCCUGGCCCUGAGCACACAGUACAUCAUCCUCAACUACAACACCGGCUUCUCACAGGACCUGUUUCCCUACUGCAGUGAGGAGAAGCGGCCCAUCGUUAAGAGGAUUGGCAGGCAGGAGUUCCUGCUGGCUGGCCCGGGCGGCCUGGGCAUGUUUGCCACUGUGGCCGGGAUAUCCCAGCGGGCCCCUGUGCAUUGGUCGGAGAAUGUGAUCGGAGCAGCCGUGUGCUUCCCUUACGUCAUUGCGCUCGAUAAUGAGUUCAUCACGGUGCAUAGCAUGCUGGACCAACAGCAGAAGCAGACCCUGCCCUUUAAGGAAGGCCACAUCCUGCAGGACUUCGAAGGAAGAGUGAUUGUUGCCACAAGUAAAGGAGUCUACAUCUUGGUCCCAUUACCUCUGGAAAAACAAAUACAGGAUCUGCUGGCAAGCCGCAGAGUGGAGGAGGCUUUGGUCUUGGCAAAAGGUGCCCGGAGGAACAUUCCAAAGGAAAAAUUUCAGGUGAUGUACAGAAGGAUUCUGCAGCAGGCCGGCUUCAUCCAGUUUGCUCAGCUUCAGUUCCUGGAAGCUAAAGAGCUCUUCAGAAGUGGGCAACUCGACGUCCGAGAGCUGAUCUCCCUGCACCCCUUCCUGCUGCCCACCUCUUCCUCCUUUACCCGCUCUCACCCCCCACUCCACGAGUAUGCAGACCUGAACCAGCUGACACAGGGCGACCAGGAGAAGAUGGCCAAGUGCAAGCGCUUCCUCAUGAGCUACCUGAAUGAGGUCCGCAGCACUGAGGUGGCCAAUGGCUACAAGGAGGAUAUUGACACGGCCCUGCUCAAGCUGUACGCGGAGGCUGACCACGAUAGCCUGCUGGACCUCCUGGUCACUGAGAACUUCUGCCUUCUGACAGACAGUGUGGCCUGGCUGGAGAAGCACAGAAAGUAUUUUGCACUGGGGCUGCUCUACCACUACAAUAAGCAAGAUGCUACUGCAGUUCAGUUGUGGGUGAACAUUGUGAAUGGUAACAUCCAGGACUCCACGCGCUCUGACCUGUAUGAAUACAUCGUGGAUUUUCUGACCUACUGCUCUGAUCAGCAGCUGGUGUGGACCUAUGCCGACUGGGUCCUGCAGAAAAGUGAGGAGGUUGGAGUUCAGGUCUUCACCAAGAGACCUGUGGGUGAGCAGCAGAACAGCUUUAAUCCAGACGAUGUCAUCAGCCGCCUUAAAAAAUACCCCAGAGCCCUGGUCAAGUACCUGGAGCAUCUCGUGGUGGACAGGAGCAUGCAGAAGGAAGAGUACCACACUCAUCUGGCUGUGCUCUACCUGGAGGAGCUGCUGCAGCAGAGGGAAGCCACCAGCAGCAGUGAUGCCAUGGCCACUGAGACGCAGACCAAGCUACGGCGCCUGCUCCAGAAAUCUGACCUAUACCGAGUCCACUUCCUAAUAGAGCGGAUCCAGGGUGCUGGCCUGCCUGUGGAGCGUGCCAUCCUGCACGGGAAGCUGGGCGAGCAUGAGCAGGCCCUGGGAGUCCUUGUGCACGAGCUGGGGGACACAGCGGCGGCGGAGGACUACUGUCUGUGGAGCUCUGAGGGACAGGAUGCACCCUGCCGCCGGCGCCUUUUCCACAUGCUGCUGGCCAUGUACCUGCAGGCCAAGCCCUCAGCCCCUGAACUAACUGUGGCCGCUGUGGACCUGCUCAACCGCCACGCCACAGAGUUUGAUGCCGCCCAGGUGCUGCAGCUGCUGCCCGACUCCUGGUCGAUACAGCUUCUCUGCCCAUUCCUCACUGGGGCCGUCCGUAGUAGCAUCCAUGCCAGAAGGACUGCACAGCUGGCUCUCGGCCUGGCCAGGUCGGAAAACCUGCUCUACACAUAUGAUAAGAUGAAGCUGAAAGGCAGUGCCAUCCAGCUCUCUGACCGAAAGCUUUGCCAGCUGUGCCAACAUCCUUUCUUGGAGCCCGUGUUCAUCCGGUACCCAAAUGGGGGCCUCGUGCACACCCACUGUGCUGCCAGCAGGCACAGCUCCCCCACCCCCGGAACCCGGACUUGAAGAGCUGGGCCUAAGGGUGUGAGGGUGACUGAGUUCUCUUCCAGUCUGCUGGAUACAGCAGACGGCCGCAUGCCUUGUGCCAGCCAGCACAGAGGGUGGCAUUGGGUGCCAGGUGACAUCUAUGCCUGUGAACCAGGCCACCUCCCUGCUGACUGCUCUGUGUGAGCAUGAAUGUGAACCCCUGAGAAUUCUGGAGAUGGAGACGAACAAGGCUCCUUGUGCGCUGCAGUCACCUGGAGGGAAGGGAGGAGCCCUCUGGCCCGGGCCUGGCAUCUGCACCUGGGCAGUGCUGCCUUUGCCCCGUGAAGAGCUGGCCUUGGGGACAUGGGGUACGUUACUGCUUCCUAUGGCUCCUGCCUCGUUUCCUCAAGCACUGCUGUGCUUCUGACUACCUGGCAAACCGGAAUGUGUUUGGGAAUCGCUGAAGCCCCAGAGAAGCUGCUUUGCUCCUCCUGAGGGGACCCAGGUGGGUGAGGACCAGGCAGGCUCUAGGAGACUCCACCAUGAGCCUGUGCAACCUGGUGUUCUUGUCUGAACUUGCAGCAGCUUUGGAGUUUUUCUCUUGUUUGGAAAUUGACCUGCCAUAUUCACUAGGGGUGAUUUUUCUCCUCACAAUAUGCUUCCUCCUGAAAACCUGGGAAUCAAAAAGGAGAAUGGUGCACAAAGCGGGGUGUGCCUCACAGAAGGGGCUGCUCACAUCAUGAGCUUAGCAGGGUGGGGAUGAAGCUGCCUCUGCCUGGGGCAGCCCUGGCUUGUGGGGGCAUCUGCAUAGUCCUGAGGGAUGUCAGGUCAGGCUGCCUUACCUCCCUGCCCCUCUGCCUGUCCUGUGGGGCCCCUGAACCCCAGAAAUCUGUCUCUUGUCCAUCACCACAAGUUUCUUGCUUCUGUGUCCGUUCCUGACACACUGUGGUUACUGUCCCCUCACUGCCCACCUGUGAACCUGUGAACGUCUUCCCUGGGAUAUUGGAGUCUUGGGGAGCCGGCAUUGGCUGGCAAGGAACAUGAGAGGGCCCAGAGCAUGUUCUCUCUUUCCAUACACCCAGGCCUCUUGGAGGCAAGGAAGUACACACUGCCCAGGCUGUAAAAGGAUUUGCUGUCUUCAAAUGAUCAGUCUAGAUUUACCUCUCAGGUCGCAAGUGAGCCAAGAAGCAAAAGCACCUCUGCAUUAUUUGGGAGAAUUGGCAAUAUUUUUUCCUGUGUUUCAGUUAUUUAAAGAAUAAACAAUAAGGAAGUUCUUCCUAUUGCUCUACUCUGUACUGCAUAAACUGGUGUGACUCCGAGACCCAGCUGUGAGCUCCCUGUGGACAGCUGUUCCCAGAGCACUCACUGUGCCUGGAUGUUGCUGUCACCUCCAGGAAGUGGGGUUUGAAUUCCUUGGAGAGCGAGUUACUGUUCAUGCGCCUUUGCACUUUGAAAAGCAGUUUCCUCUGCAAUACAUUGGGUGCAGUCUUGAAAAAUGCCUGUGGUUGCCCAUUUCUAACAUGGGGCCACCAGUCUGUCUCUGAACACUGAGCAUUAUUUUGAGAUAAAUGUCAUCCUUCCAAAGAAUGAGAAUGGAGUUGAGCAGUUUCCAUCUCUGCUGAAGCCUGACACAAGCAGAUUCUGUGACAGCGUGCACAGUCGUCUCAUCUGUUAAAAACUGUUACCUAACCUUUCUCACACCCUCACAAGGUCUUUUUGUCAGAUCCUAUUUUUAAGACAAAUUCUUUCUAACUAGACUUCUGUUUUGUGGCUGCCAUUGAACAAAGCAGUUAGAACUGUCACUCAGACCUACUCUCAUUAGUUCCAGGCAACCAUCCUGGUUAAAACAGUCUGAGCGGAACUCGGCUUACACGACUACUCUGUGGGCAUACUGCUCAGCUUUGUGGACUUUUCACUGCUGUUGCCUAUCAGGUCUCAGGUAGGCAUGUCUCAGAGGCUUUGGGGCCCUGUGCCUGGGUACACGUCUGAGAGGGCACGGGUGGUAGCUGCAGAGGAGGUGGCAAUGCCACACAGAUGCACAGUGGGAGUGGCCCUGGCCUGGUCUUUGCAGUCCUUGCAACUAUCUUUCAUCCCCUUGGGUCCCAGAUAUACAACCUGUACAAAUGUAAACUUGUUAAUUUUAUUAAAAUUGUUUUAAUUCUUUGCUGUAUUUCUUUU